GUAGUGUCUUCAAACGUGUGUAGGCUAACGGACACGUAGGAAAUGUAGCGACAGUAGGAGUAUUUUUUGUGUUUUUUGAGUGUUCUUUAAAAUAUUAACGUGCAUUUUUAACGACGGUGAGAAUGUGACGAAGUUGGAAGGGAACGUCACAGCUUUAUCGUUUAACUGAAUAAGUCUCGCGUUCUGCAGACCAGCAGCAGUCAUGGCUGAGGCUGGCGCUCACCUGACGUCCAGCACCGGCAGCGAGCAGCCGUCCAUCUUUGAGGUCUUGGCUCAGGAGUCUCUGAUGGAUGCGGUGAAACCAGCCCUGAGACAUGCUGUCAAGGUUCUGGCAGAAUCCAACCCCUCCUGCUUUGGUUUCCUGUGGCGGCGCUUCGAUGAGCUGUACCUGCUGCUGGACGUCCUGCUGCAGAAUCACUUCCUGUUGAACUGUAGUGCGUCCUUCUCGGAGAACUUCUACGGACUGAAAAGGGUUUCAGGAGGACGAGGCCUUCCUGUUCGUCUGGGGCUGCCGAGGAAGACCCGCUGGAGGUCUCUUCUUCUUCUCUGCCUGGUACCCUACCUGCGUGCCAAGCUGGAGGCCACGCUUGCACGCCAAAGGGAAGAGGAAGACUUCUCCAUACGGUUAGCACAGAGCAGGAGCCAGAGGCUGUACCGCGCGGCCGUGGCGGCUUACCCGUACGUCAACUCAGCCUGGCAGGCCUGGAUCUUCUGCCAGCAGCUGCUCUUUGUUUUUGGAGCUGUCCGUACCCACAAUCCUUUGCUGUGGCUGGCGAGGGUCCGACUGGCUCGACUCACCGAGAGAGAUAUCCGGGACAUGGAACUGAACGCGAGCAGAAGUUCCAGCCCGACCGGGACCAGUACUCUCCAGAGAAUGUGGUGGUUGACGUCACAAGCCACGAAGGGCGUGGCCAUCUCCCUGUCCACCUCCCUCUCUAUGGGGGUCUUCUUCCUGCAGUUCCUGGACUGGUGGUACUCCUCUGACAACCAGGCCACCGUGAAAACCCUCACCUCCCUUCCUGCUCCUCCGCCCCCCCUCCAUCUGGAGAUGGCCGACCACAGCGAGGAGCGCGACAGGACUCGGUGUCCGCUCUGCCGAAGGCUUCGCGUCAACGCCACCACGCUCUCCACGUCGGGAUUUGUCUUCUGUUACCGCUGCAUUUACACGUACGUGAAAGCCAACCACCGCUGUCCACUCACCGGCUUCCCGACGGCGCUGCAGCACCUCAUCAAGAUCUACUCUCCUGAGACCUAGACCGUAAGUGACCACUUUCUGUCGAGCACACUGGGGAACACUCAUGGAACUGAAAGACUGGCAAUCGUUAGCAACCUGUUUAUGUCCACAACUGUUUAUGUCGACAUAAACGGGCUCCACUGCAGAAGGUCUGUUAAUGACUCCAGUCUUCUUGAAUAGGACUUCCAUACACUGGAACCAAUUCCACCACUCUUCCAAUGUGCUAGGGGGCGACGUUGGUCCUUUCAGCUUCCUCAACAUGGAAGAUGGUUUGAAGUGUUUGCCUCUUUCCUGAUUUCUUUUUUUUGCACGUUUGUCACAUUUAAAUGUUUCACAUCAUCAAAUUUAACAAAAAUUGCACUUUUUAUUACUAAGGGAGAAAAAAAAAUCUAAACAGCAGCAAAAAAGCCCCAGACCACCGCACUACCACCACCGUUUUUUACUGGUCCAUGUAGGUUUGGAGUUUUUUUCCUCCCUUAAUAAGAAGUUUCAUUCAAAACUGCAUUUUAUGACUAAUAUUGACAUGUCUUUGAUGAUCUGAAUCAUUUAAGUGCGACACAGUAGGAAAUCAGGCAGGAAGGGGGCAAACCCUAUUUCACACAACUGUAUAUGCUAGUAGCUAACUGCUAACUUGUAAAAGCCUACUGCGUCUACAAUACUUUAGCUACUAUUUUAUAACAGGAAGUAGAUGUUGCUAUUAUAAAGUGGGAGAAAUAAAUAUGAGGGUUUUGCUCUGACUGACUAUUUGUAAACAAGGGCUUUAUUUUGAAUGCAUGGAUUACAUGCCUAUAACACUGUACAUAUUUUUAUAUUUAAAUAAUGUUUGGCUAAAAUUUGGCUGCCUGUUUUUAGACUUUCUCACUCACUAAUGUAGAGCAACAAAAUACAGAAGUAACAUUUUCUAAUCGGAUUGAAGAAAGUUAAAAUAUGUAUUUUUGAUAUGUUUACUUUAUAGCCAACAGGGAUGUGAUCAGGCGUCACAUGCUAACAUGCUAACAUGGCUUCUUCUAGUACCGGGGUCAUCAAAGCCAUUUUGGCCCCUCUUUUAUACUAAAGACAAAUCGUCUGGAGCCACAAAUGUAACACGAGACAUUCAGGAACGCGUUCUGAUGGGUCUAAAAUAAAUGUUGACAACUUUUUAAAUGAUAGUGUCGUCAUCUGUGACUUGCAUUUCUGAUGCUUGAUGAUCUUUCAGACUCAAGUUCAAGACUCAUGGUUAUUGGACGAAGAGUUACUUCAAGUUGAGUUUUACUGGUUGACCAUGCUCAAUGAAGACUCAGGUUUCAACUGACUCAUGGGUAUUCGACAAAGACUCGACUUUGACUGAUAAUCGGGUGCUUGAUGAAGAAUCAGGUUUCACUUGACUCACUGGUUGACAAAGACUUGAGUUUUACUGACUCAUGGGUGCUUGGCGAUGACUUGAGUUUGACUGAUUAUGGGGUGCUUGAUGAAGAAUCGAGUUUCACUGACCCACGGGUAUUCAACAAAGACUAGAGUUUCAUUGAAUCACGGGCAAUGGUUCUAGACGAAGAUUUGAGUUUCACUGACUCGCAGGUGCUGAACAAGACUUGUGUUUUACUGAGUCAUGGGUAUUCAACAAAGACUCUAGUUUGACUCACAGGUACUUUUUAAAGACUUGAUUUUCACUGACUCGCAGGUAUUUGAGAAAGACUUGAGUUUCACUGAGUCAUGAGUACUCUUCAAAGACUCAUGGGUAAGAGUGCUUGACAAAGACUUAAGCUUCACUGAUUCAUGGAUACUCUUCAAAGACUUGACUUUCACUCACUCAAGGGUCUCGGUGCUCAACGAUGACUUGAGAAUUUCCUGGGUAUAGGUGUGACUCAAACGCAACAAGCAGUCAGUGAAUUGCUUUAUUGAGUUUCCAGACAAAUUUAACAACAGGCCCACUUAAAAAAACAACAAAGAAACAUUAUUCAGGAGCAACAUCACAACAUUAAGAGUGAAGGAAUAAAAAAAAAAGUCCACAAAGCCCUGAACUGAACGUGUGAAUGAUCACUAAAAAGUCAGGAUCCCUUUCAAAGGAAAUGAGACGAGGAGGCGAACGGGGCUGAGAACAAAUAUCAUCAUCAGUAAUCGUCACAGUUAUAGAUUGCUUGAAUAGCGUGUAUUGCACAUGUGUACACGUAUUUGCAGUUUAUAUACACGUGAGUCAGCACACUAUGUAUCAUAGACACUCCAAGAGGAACAUUUGACUUUUUCUCAUCAACAACAAGGACAGAAGGAAUGUGCUUGUGAUCUGUGCCGACUCUACAAUAUUUGGAGUUUUGGAACAAAACAAAAGCAAAAAGGAGGGAACGUCCCUGCUGAAAACGAAGGUCCCACUCAUAUGCAACCUUCCCGUAAAAUGGCCAAAUAUAUACUCCCACAUAUCAGCAGGAUACUACACGUCAUAUGUACACCACAGUAUCAAACAUACCAACAAAUACGCAAGUCAUGAGCAGAAGUAUGUACUGUAGAGCAAGGGUGGGCGGAUGGACCUAAAUAUCCAUAGUAUCAGUAUCGCAUUGAUACUAGUAUGAUGACAUUGAUAGUUUUCACUUUUUGUUGUUCAUAUUAUAUUUAGAUAUUGUUUAUAAACUCGUGUAAUGAGUUAUCGGCCACAGGAAGCUUCUGGGGUGGGGGUUCGGGGGGAAACAAAUCACGUGUAUCAGAGCUUUUGUUUACUGACAGUAGAUCCCUGCAGAUUUGCAGAAUUAUUUUUUUUUGAAAAAGCUUCCGUCAAAAGCUUGACGGCGAUAUCUGCAGGAGGAAAAAAAGUGCGGCAACUACAAAUUCAGCAGAGGGCUCUUUCUCAAGUUAAUUCAAUCAACAUUUUCCAGCAGGAAGAUGCUUUGACAAGACGUGAUGUUUCUUUCUGAAUUUAAAAAGCCUUGAAUUCAUGCGAGAGGCAUAUUAAAGGGUUGGUGGUGUUUAUGGCUGU
Messenger RNA from Doryrhamphus excisus (bluestripe pipefish), 4175 nucleotides. RefSeq names its product peroxisomal biogenesis factor 12 (gene pex12). Gene Ontology annotation, cellular component: peroxisomal membrane; peroxisomal importomer complex. Gene Ontology annotation, molecular function: ubiquitin-protein transferase activity; protein binding; zinc ion binding. Gene Ontology annotation, biological process: protein import into peroxisome matrix; protein monoubiquitination. Lineage: Eukaryota; Metazoa; Chordata; Actinopteri; Syngnathiformes; Syngnathidae. The record is from RefSeq and is a predicted model, not a curated record.